AUGGCGUCUCGUGGGCGCGAUCGUGAGCGUAAUCGAGGUCAAGGAUGGAUAGCUAAUGAGGUAACCAUACCAAUAGAUAGUUUGACUGAUAUUGUGACCGCAAUGACGAGUGUUGCUGCUGCCAUUGGUACUGUUGCUGCCGCGACCAUCCGAGUAAUGGAUGGGAUGCAACCACAAGCUGGAACUGGCAACAAUGAUGAUAAUGAAUAUGAAGGUGGACAUAAUGCUCCGAAUACAAGGGUACCACUGAGUUAUCUGGAGCAGGUUAACGUGGGUCAGGCAACGGGAGAAAGCUCAAGGAGGGCUGAGGUAGCAAGAAGUGAUCACCGAGAACCCUUCACAAAGAAAAAGGGAAAGAUUACACCGAGGAGCCAAACUUUCAAAAAGAAUCACUUUGUCGCUUCACAUUCUCAGCGCUGGAGCACUGACCGAAGGAACGAUAACCGUCUGGAUCCGAAUGCUGAAGAGAAAACUAGUACUCAACUGAAUAAUUUAAGGUGCCCAAGGUGCAAGGAGUACCAUCCAAACAGACCGUGCAGGGCCGGAUUAGGCGUAUGUUACAAGUGCGGGAGACCAGGGCAUAUGUCUUGGAAUUGUCCAUACAAAGAAAAUCGGGAUGCAACUGAAUUUAAUUCUCAUAGCCGAGUUUUAAUACAAGGGUCAGUCUAUGAUGCAUCAAGGGUCUACGUGAAGGAGAUGAUUUUCAGAGCACCCUCAGACUCUGUUGAUGUUUGCAUGUGUUGUGCCACCACUGGCUCUCCAUUCAUAUCCACACUGGAGCUUAGGCCCUUGAAUGUGUCAAUGUAUGCCAUGGAUUUCGAGGAUGAUUUCUUCUUGAAAGUGGCUGCAAGGAUCAACUUUGGUGCUACUAGCAAGGAUGCUGUCAGGUAUCCAGAUGAUCCAUAUGAUAGAAUUUGGGAUUCGGAUAUCAUUAAAAGACAAAACUUUCUUGUUGGGGUGGCCCCAGGCACAAUUAGAAUUAACACAAUAAAGAACAUAGAUAUACAGACAAGGGAAUACCCUCCUGUUAAAGUGAUGCAAACCGCGGUUGUAGGCACAAAACAGGUACUCAGCUACAGACUGAACCUUGAAGACUUUCCUGCCAACGCUAGAACUUACGCAUAUUUUGCAGAGAUCCAAGAUCUCGGUAAGAACGAGACUCGAAAAUUCAAAUUGGAGCAACCUUAUAUACCUGACUAUAGCAAUGCAGUAGUUAACAUAGCUGAGAAUGCAAAUGGUAGCUACACUCUAUAUGAACCAAGUUAUAUGAAUGUGAGUAUGGAUUUUGUUCUUUCCUUCUCCUUUGCUAAGACCAGGGAUUCUACUCAAGGACCUCUUCUAAAUGCAAUGAAAAUAAGAAAAUAUGUUGAAAUCGCUUCCAAAACUGACAAAGAAGAUGUAAAUGUAAUAAAUGUGUUUCGCUACUUGUCUUCCGAUACUGACCCAAAUAACAGGGAUCCCUGUGUUCUAACACCCUGGGAGUCGGUUAAUUGUAGUGAAACUACCCCUCCAAGAAUCAUAAAGAUAAACCUGUCAAGAAGGAAUGUGAAAGAUGAAAUUCCACAAGAGCUCAACAACAUGGAAGCAUUGACAGAGUUGUGGUUAGAUGGUAACUUGCUUAUAGGAACACUACCUGACAUGAGCAAUCUUAUCAAUCUAAACCUUGUGCAUUUAGAGAUCAACAAAUUGACUGGUCCAUUACCAUCUUACUUGGGUAGUUUGCCAAAUUUGCAAGCACUGUUCAUACAAAAGAACUCAUUUAGCGGAAAAAUACCAACAGGACUAUUAUCUGGAAAAAUUAUUUUCAACUAUGAUAAUAAUCCUGAACUACAUAGAGGGAACAAGAAGCAUUUUCAGUUGAUACUAGGAGCUUCAAUUGGAAUACUAGUAAUAUUAUUACUAUUAUUCUUAACAAGUCUUCUGCUAAUGCAUAAUGCACGGAGAAAGGCAUCUAAACAGAAAUGUGACGAAAAAGGUUUGUCAGGUAGUACAAAGCCAUUGACUGGAUACUCAUUCGGUAAGGGUGGGACUUUAAUGGAUGAGGGUACUGCUUACUAUAUUUCACUCUCAGAGUUGAAAAAAGCUACUAAUAAUUUUUCAAGAAAAAUCGGGAAAGGGAGCUUUGGAUCUGUCUACUAUGGGAGAAUGAAAGAUGGAAAGGAGAUUGCGGUUAAGACUAUGACAGAUCCAUCCAGCCAUGGGAACCAACAAUUUGUGACUGAGGUAGCUCUCCUCUUAAGAAUUCAUCACAGAAACUUGGUUCCUUUGAUUGGAUAUUGUGAAGAAGAAUAUCAGAAUAUUCUUGUUUACGAGUACAUGCACAAUGGCACAUUAAGGGAUCACCUUCAUGAAGGUUGGAGUCAGAAACAAUUAGACUGGUUAGCACGGCUUCGGAUUGCAGAAGAUGCAGCGAAAGGCCUUGAAUACUUGCACACAGGAUGCAAUCCUAGUAUUAUUCACCGAGAUGUAAAGACGAGCAAUAUUCUCCUCGACAUCAAUAUGAGAGCAAAAGUGUCAAAUUUUGGACUAUCAAGGUUAGCUGAAGAAGAUUUGACUCAUAUAUCAAGUGUUGUAAGAGGAACUGUAGGCUACCUGGAUCCUGAGUACUAUGCAAGUCAACAAAUAUUCAAAAAGAGUGACGUAUAUAGUUUUAGAGUUGUUGUGCUGGAAUUGAUAUCUGGAAGAAAGCCGGUAUCACUAGAAGAUUAUGGUCCUGAAAUGAAUAUAGUUCAUUGGUUGAAGUAA
Messenger RNA from Arachis ipaensis, 2745 nucleotides. The record is from RefSeq and is a predicted model, not a curated record. Lineage: Eukaryota; Viridiplantae; Streptophyta; Magnoliopsida; Fabales; Fabaceae.